CCCCUCUGAUAGAGCCGAGCUGCGAUUGGCCACGUUGCUGUCAAUCAUCGCUGUUUACCAAACGUUGCGAGGUGGAAUUUCCCAGGUUACAGCAUAGACUCAGUAGACCACUUCCGCAAUACAUGUCUGGGCAGACGAGAGGCCACUGCGAGCUGAAAGUUCAGAGGACAAUGUGUAGGAAGUAAGCAACGGCAAUGGAGGGGAAAGGACCAUACCGCAUCUAUGAUCCAGGUGGGAGUGAGGUCAAGGCCAGGGAUGAGGCUGGAGGAGGGAGCAGCUAUCGGCAGCUGCUGGAAGAGAACAGCAUGCUGAGAGAACGGAUGAAGGGACUUAAGAGCUUAGGUGAUUUGCUGGAAGAGUCUCAGUCAGAGGCGUCGAGGCUUCGGCAGCGAGUGGAGGAACUUGUGAGAGACAACGAAGCCCUGAAAUCGUCCAGCUUCGCCGCCAGUUUGUGUAUGGGAGGGCCCAUUCAAACUGAGACACAAAGUAAUAAACCCUGUUUACAUACCACAGCCGAGCAGAAGGAGGAGCAAUCAAGCUGUUUAGGAAAGACUCUUCAGCCAGAGAAGCCCAAUGAUGCCAUGUCAGAGUUUGAGGUGGUGAAUAUGGAGGGAAAGACUUCAGAGGCAUUGACAGCCGGGUCAGCAGUAGGAGUAAUUCCCCUCCUUCCUCAGGAGAACAUCGAGCUAGCGAGCCAGCUGAAGAGGCUAGAGAGCUCAUUCAGCAUAUUUGCUGAGGAGUCCAACCCAAACCAGCUGUUAGCGCACCUUGGUCGCAUGGCUGUGGAGUUUCAUCAUCUUUCUUCAAAAGUCCAAAAGAAUGAACAGAGGACCUCCCUCCUACAGACUCUCUGUGAGCAGCUCAGACAAGAGAACAAUGAGCUUAGAAAGAAAAUGGAAGAGGAUCAUCAUAUCAGGAAUCGAGACUUGGAACAGCUGAGACAGGAAAAUCAGAAACUUAAGGAGUUGGUCACAGGAGCGGCAGCAGUGGCGGCAGCAUCUGCGUCGCCACCUGACGCUGAAACUCCAGAGGCCAAAGAGGAGCCGGUGAAGGAGGAAUCUGCGGCUGUCCGACCCAAAAUGGAGGCCACCACACCACAGAAGAGUGGAAAAGCUGCAGAGAAAACCCCAACUAAACCUUGUGAUGUCGAGGUGUAUGAAAAGAAGAUCAAGCUUUUGGAGAAGCAGAGAAAGGAUGUGCUGGAGGUGAACAAGCAGUGGGACAUUCAGUGGAACGCCAUGAAGUCACAGUUUGAGCAGAAGAUCACAGACCUCAGACAACGGCUAGCCGAGUCACAGAAAACUGUGCUUGAGCUGGAGGCUGAGCGGGAGCAGAGGCAACGCGACUACGACAAGAAGCUGCUGCUGGCCAAGUCCAAGAUCGAAAAUGUCCAGGGGGAGAAGGAGUGUUUAAACACCGAGACGGCCGAGCUGAAGCAGAAGAUCCGUUACUUGCAGGAUCAGCUGGUGCCCCUCAGCAAACAGAGAGAAUACCAAGAGAAGGAGAUCCAACGCCUCAACCGAGCUUUAGAAGAAGCCUUAAACCUACACUCACCUUCAUCCUCCCAACAACCUCCUGGCCAGGGCAACUUUGCAGAUGCAGCCAACAACUUUAAGAAACAGGAGCUGCUCACUCAAAUUGCUGUACUUAAAGAACAGGUAAAAAUCUUUGAGGAGGACUUCAGAAAAGAAAGGAGCGACAGGGAGCGAAUGAAUGAAGAGAAAGAGGACUUGAGGCGGCAAGUUGAAAGACUUCAGGGUCAGAUUACUAAUUUGACCAAUCAGCUUCAUCAGGCGCAGAACGAGUGUCAGAGAGAACGUACAGAGAGAUGUAAGCUGGAGAGACUGCAGAUGCAGCAUCACAAACAGGGGCAGCAGCAGGAAAGACGUACCUCAGACCCCACGUCAGACUCAGUGAACGGCCCGCUGAGCCCUCCCUACUGUGGUCCCUUUGUGCAGGUGGGACCGCAGGGCCUUGAAGGUUGGCCCAUACACUUCCCUCCCGGAUGCCCAAUGCAGCAGGCGCCGCAGCCGCAGCCGCCGCAGCACCACCCCUGUACGAGACUUCCAACCCGUUACCCCGGGUUUUCCUUGGCAGUUGUCAUUCAAUCAACCUGAGAGGGGGUUGAGAGGGGCCAGAGCAGUAGGAGAAAGUUCACGACCACCACCAGAGAAUGCAGAUCAGUCAGCGGCGGCAGCAGCAGCAGCGACCGGAGCACCUGGAACAGGAUUUGGAAAAAGGGAGCGACAGAACAUUGAUCCUGGAAAGCACUAAAGCAUCACCGUACCCACUUAAAAGGAGCCUGGGUAGUAGCAUGAAAUCAGUUUGUUUUUGAGUUGACAAGGUGUGAUUUGACCUAUAAUUUUCCUACUGAACUGUAGAUAUCCUAUUGUAAUGUUGUUUAUACUUGCGUUUUAUAAGGCUAUUUGUGAUGCUAUUCUGAAUAUACACAUGAAAUAUUGUUUAGAUUUUUUUAUCGGCAACUUUAAGUCAUUUGUUAAAUAGGUUGGAAUAAUUAACAUAGAUUUUUUUGUUUUGUUUUGUUUUCCAGACAAUAUACCUAUGUGAUUGUCUAUCUGCAAGUAUGUAACAAGUAGUUUGUUACUUGUAGGGUCACAGGAAGCCAUUCCCCAGUAAGACUAAGACUACAUAUACUCAUUCCAACCAUGAAUGAUUAUAUAGGUACACUGAAUCAUAGAGCUUAAAAUGUGAAUGUUAAUUGAUUUAUGAGGGUUUUCAGUACCAUCGAUGUUAUAGAACUGUCCCAUAACUGUGUAACUGUUCAAAAGUGGUUGUUGAAAUACAAAAAUUUUGGGAAAUGAAUUUUGAUGGUAUCAUACCAAAAAAAAAAACAUGAUUGUGAUUACUGAUAAUUUAUUUAUAACCUGCUGUUUUGAUAGUUGCAUUGACUAAGUGUAAAUCAUUGUCUUUAGUAAUGCUGUUCUUUCUAUGUUGUUAGUGUAAUCCCAAUAUAUUGUAGCUAUUGACAUUGUAUGUUUGUAUCAGACACAAUACGCAGUACAUACACAACCUUUUUUUUUUUUUUUUUGUAAUUUCUCCCCCAUGAUGAUGGACCUAAUCUCAUUAAACACUUCAACUUGAUUUGACCACUCAUUCCGAUAUUUAUGCUCAUCUCACUGCAUCCUGUACCACUGCACACAGCGUAGCCCCAACACACAGUACCAAGAGUUACAGCAGCAAAAUCUUAAGGCAGCAGCCGCGUCCUCAUAUACCUGUUAUGUCAUAUAACCUGAGUUGUACUUACCAGUACAAAAUAUCUAAAUUCAGCUCAAGCAGCAGAAUGAGGACGAUUUUCAUCAGAAUUCAGAGGCCGUGGUUAGACACCCAGUUACAGCAGUACAGCCACUCCAGAGGAUAAAACCCUCUGUCGGGAUGUCUCGACUUUUUGUUUCCAUCCACUUCAACAACCAGCAACCCACACCUUGCCGACUGACCUGUGAACUGCUGUAACGCAGUCAAAGUCGCAAUAACAGAUAGCGGAUCCACACCUCCAGGUCACACUAUUAGGAAAAAGUUUAAUCUGAUCUCCGAAUCAACAAGCCUUGCCUGUUUAAACUGAAUACCAGUUAUGAUUACUUAGUAUAGUGUAUUUUGACUAGUCAGAUGAAGGGCUUCAAAAAAAAAAAAAGGUUUGAAAUGGCUUACUUUUAUCUAGCAAGAUAUCAACAGGGAACAAUCAGGAUGGGCUAGAGCUGAGAUGAGACAUUAACAGAAUUGCACUUUGAAAGGUAUGCUGUAAUUUAUGGCAGAUGUAUUUUCCUGGUUUGUAGCCUAUUUUCUUUUUUUUCUCCUUUUUUUUGCUGUAGGAAAAAAGCACAUGUGAGACUUUUUGUAUUUGACUGGCUUAAUAAAUCUAUUCUAAAUGUCU
Molecule: messenger RNA, 3889 nt
Organism: Oreochromis niloticus (Nile tilapia)
Lineage: Eukaryota; Metazoa; Chordata; Actinopteri; Cichliformes; Cichlidae
Gene: tnip1
Product: TNFAIP3 interacting protein 1
Exons: 18
Coding region: 195-2117 (640 amino acids)
Biological process (GO): cellular response to lipopolysaccharide; regulation of transcription by RNA polymerase II; negative regulation of canonical NF-kappaB signal transduction
Source: RefSeq, a predicted model, not a curated record